This is a messenger RNA of Adineta ricciae, 1488 nucleotides long. Lineage: Eukaryota; Metazoa; Rotifera; Eurotatoria; Adinetida; Adinetidae. The record is from the annotation of a GenBank genome assembly.
AUGCCGGCGAGACCAACUUCAGGAAAGGCGGGCGGAAAGAAGGACAGUGCUGGCGGGAAGAAAGGCAAAAAUAAAGCUGUGAAGCCCAGUGUUGCGGACCCUCAUCAGGAGCAAAUCGAUGGUUUAGUACGCGAGCGUGAAGAAAUUCGCUCGAAAUUGAAUCUCGUCUGCACAAAAAUCAUGGAAAAUGUCAAUCUGGAUGAUUAUAAAAACGAUAUCGACUUAAAUAAACAACAACCAUCGGAUAUUCCGAUUGACAUCAUUUAUUCUAUGAUCGAUCAAAUCUGUUAUUAUCGCGUGGCGUUUUUGAAUCUUUUUCAGGAAGCGGAUGAUAAUGAAAAGAUUUCUGUACAGAAGAAAAUCACUCAACUAUCGAUCGAUGAUCCCGAUCUGUUUCGGAAACAAUUGACCGCCUAUCAACGGUUAACAUUUGUUGCGCGAGAACGCGAUGUUUGGAAGGAAAAUGCUGGUUUAUUACACGAAAUGUAUAAAACGAUCGUUGAUCAAGUCGAAAUGGAAACAUUUAAAAAGCCCAGUGCCCAAGCCGAAGAAAUUCUCAAGAAUUCACGGUUAAAUCUGGAAGAUAUUUGUUUCAUCUUUUCUUUACCUCGUAUUCUAUCGAUUAAUGAUGCUCAGAAACUUCGUGCAAAAAAACCGUCAAGUGCUUCUCAAGAUCAAAAUGCAUUGCCGGAUCAGAUGCAACAUGCUGACAUGUCAGAUGAUCCCACAUUUAGAUCUCAGUUAUCGAGCCAACACGAUCGUCGAAAUCAUUCCGCAUCAGGCAUCAAACGAAGUGUAUCAUUUGCUGAUGAUUUUACUUUACAACAAGAUGAUAGUCAAACAGAUGCUCAAUCACAUACUAAAUUACCACCGAUCAAUACAUCGGAUGAACGAAUCGUCGAGGAAAAUCUUGUGCCAACUUCAGCAGUAAAUUCGUCGACAGUGGUCGCACCACAUCAUCAGUAUCCGAUCGACGAAAGAUUUAUUGAUAGUGACUAUCAUUCGUCAUCGUCAUCAUCAUUUCAUCAUCACCAAUCACAAUCGAAAUACCACUUGCCGUCGAAAUUCCAUCUUCCAUCGGGAAAAGAUGUUUUAGUGAAAAAGAUGGAUCCAAACUUACGUAUGUUAAUCAUCAAAGAACUUAGUAAAAGUGGCCAUACAGAAAGGCCACUUUCACGAAUGAGUUCAACUCGUGGUCUGAGCAACUCCAAUAGCUUUACUCCUCGUCAUCACCACCAACAACAGAUGAAAGUAAUAUCAUCCCCUGAAUGGGUUGAAUUAGCACGAUUAGUUGGUAUUGAUGAGCCUGAAAUUGAACAUUGGCUAUCUCAAAAUCUUCAGUAUCCGGCAGGUCGUGUUAUAUCCUCUUGGUGUAAUUGUGAAUCCAAUCAACCGACGGUUGCUGAUUUACACUCACUAGUGACAUCCAAUGAACUCAAUCGACAUGAUCUCGGACGCUAUAUCGAAACAAUGUAUAUUAUUGAGUAA